Molecule: messenger RNA, 6888 nt
Organism: Nelumbo nucifera (sacred lotus)
Lineage: Eukaryota; Viridiplantae; Streptophyta; Magnoliopsida; Proteales; Nelumbonaceae
Source: RefSeq, a predicted model, not a curated record
UUAAUGGCUAAUGCUGCCCACGUUCAAUAGCUACAGGUCAUCGACUCGACCUCCACAGCUCCACUUGCUGGUCGAGGCGGAGGGGACGUCACCGAAGAAGUGAGUUGAGAUGAUAGCACUGCAGAGUGCCGACGGUGGCUAGGCAAAGAAGAGGAGUACGAGGGAAACAGAAGUCACCAGAGAAGGGGAAGCUGCGAUUUUUAGCGAUGCCGGCCACUGAAAAGUAACGCCGGUUAGUGUCUCACACAUACAAGGAGUCUGCCACGCUUAAAGGCGACGUGGCAAACUUUGAGGGGUGAUACUAGGGAUUGAUUUCCUAGAGUGAUACCAGAGGAUCCGGAUCCCGUCUCCUUUCGAUGUAUGUCGUCUGUUAGUUUUUCACGGACAGAAACGACGGUAUGAUCUCCUGCACAAUCCUUCCUGAAGAGCUUCCUAAAACAAGAAUUUACAGAGCUGAGCAGAAAAAAUCGCGAAUAAGAGUUCCGACUUCCGACUUCCGAGAAUUAAACGCCUGAAGCUGAGACGAUUCUCUGACUGAUUACCAACCGGAAUCAACAAUCGAGGGAAGGGAGGACAAGGGAGUGUAUAUAAAGCAAAGCUUCCCGGUGGAGAUGUUGUUUCUGUAAAGCGUCUUCAUUCAUCCACGUCUGAUGAAAAUACAUCUCAAGGAAGCUCUUCGGGAAGGAUUGUGCAGGAGAUCCGGACUCAUAUCAAGGGGCAAUUGGAACAACAAGCUCACCAUUCUUCCUUUUUUUUUUUAAUCAGUGUGAAGCUGUAAGUACAACAUGAGGGAAAUGUCAGGCAACACAUCACAUGAUACCCGCGACGAAGAUGAUGAGGAUGAUUAUGAGGAGUCUGGUGGAGGGAGCCGACUCUUGGGAUUUAUGUUUGGAAAUGUUGAUGAUUCAGGUGAUCUUGAUGCAGAUUAUCUUGAUGAGGAUGCAAAGGAACAUCUUUCUACACUGGCCGACAAAUUGGGUCCAUCACUAAUGGAUAUUGAUUUGUCAAUAAAAUUACUGCAAACACCAGCUGAUGGUUCUGAGCAAGAUUAUGAUGAAAAAGCUGAAGAUGCUGUUGAUUAUGAAGACAUUGAGGAGGAAUAUGAGGGGCCUGAGAUUCAAGCCACAACUGAGGAAGAUCAUUUGCUGCCUAAAAAGGACUAUUUCUCGGCUGAAGUUUCAAUUGCUACUUUGGAGCAUAAAGCUACUGUUUUUGAUGAUGAAAAUUAUGAUGAAUAUGAAGAUAUUGAAAAGGAAGAGGUGGUGGUGGAUGAAAACUCCGAAGCCCAAAUUGUUUCACAAGAUGAGCAAAAUGAGCAUAUUGAAUUAAUUUGCGAUGAAGAGAAAUCACCUGAGAAUAAUAUGGCUUCUAUUGAACAUUUUGAAGUUGGGACUCUGGCUGUUGAUUUUGAGGAUUUCCAGGAGGAUGGACCCGACAACAUGCAGAACUCAUUAAACGCCAAAACUGUGACGUCACUUCCUAUUUUAUGUAUUGAAGAUGGAAUGGUGGUAUUAAGGUUCUCUGAAAUUUUUGGCUUUCAUGAACCUUUAAAGAAAGAGGAGAGGAGGGACCAUAGAUAUUGGGUUCCUAAAGAGAGGUAUAAAGCCAUGGAUACUUCUGAUAUUGUUGAAGAGGAUGAAGAAGCUUUCUUAAAGGGUUCUUCCCCUGUCUUAGUUGCCAUGAAACAUGGAAGUCUUACUCAAGAUGAUAAUGCACUGGCAAUGGAUGGUGAUAUAGAAUCAGCAAUUUUUGGUAGCUGGCAAGGGGUUGAUAUUAGAGCUACACAGGUUGAUGUACAAAGGAAAGACUUGUGUCUUAGUGCUGAGCCAAUGAAAGAGGACAGAUCUUUAGAUCUUUAUGCUGGACAGAAAUCGCCAUCCUAUCCUAAAUUUUACCCUCUUGAUCAACAAGAUUGGGAAGAUGGAAUUAUUUGGGACAAUUCACCCACCAAGAGUUAUGACUCCUCAGAGAGUUGUAUAAUGUCUGGACCAGGCUCUGAGACAUUUUACACUGCUGAAAUAGAAUUGGAGGCUAGGCCACAAAACGUGGUAUUGCAGCAACAGAUAGAGCCUGAUGAGAAGGAACAUAAUCUUUUCUUGCAUAACUUUCCUGUGUCAGUGGAGCCCUUUGGUUCAACAGAAUUUUCAGAGCAGACAAACCAUCCAUUCACAGAUAAAAAAAAUCAUCCCCAGUUAUUGAGGUUAGAAUCUCGUGUGAAAGUGGACAGCUCAAAUUACUCGGGAGUAAGAAAGGAGAGCAAUAAUGGAGAAUUUCGCCAACUUGACAUAAUUAAACGCUUGGGAAGACUUACCUUGCAGAAUAGGGAGAUGUUGGAGGGUUCUUGGUUAGACAAUAUUAUCUGGGAACCAAAGGAGUCCAUAUCAAAACCAAAACUAAUUCUUGAUCUUCAAGAUGAGCUGAUGCUUUUUGAAAUUUUAGAUAACAAGGAAGGUAGACAUCUUUGCUUUCAUGCUGGGGCUAUGAUAGUUACUUGGUCUGUGAAGUCCAGUGGUGGGGAUUCAUUUGAUCUACCUGGUCAAGGGGGGCCAUCUGCUGGCCAGUUCAAUAUUUCUAAUGACAAGUAUUAUUCAAACAGGAAAACCCCUCAGCAAUUAAAAUCACAUUCUAAAAAACGUGCAGCUCAUGGGAUCAAGGUCAUGCAUUCAAUACCUGCCCUGAAGUUGCAGACAAUGAAACCAAAGUUGAGCAAUAAAGAUAUUGCAAAUUUUCAUAGACCUAAGGCAUUAUGGUAUCCCCAUGACAAUGAAGUUGCAGCAAAGGAACAAGGACCACUAGCUACAAAAGGGCCUAUGAAAAUUAUAUUGAAAACCUUGGGAGGGAAGGGGAGUAAACUCCAUGUGGAUGCAGAGGAGACCGUCUCUUCUGUUAAAGCAAAAGCCUCAAAAAAGCUAGAUUUUAAACCAUCAGAAAAAGUUAAAAUAUUUUAUUCUGGAAAGGAGCUUGAAGAUGCUAAAUCUCUUGCCAUGGAAAAUGUUAGACCAAAUUCAGUGCUGCAUCUUGUGCGUACAAAAAUACAUUUGUGGCCAAGGGCACAAAAGAUCCCUGGUGAAAGUAAGUCUUUGCGACCCCCGGGGGCAUUUAAGAAGAAGUCGGAUCUGUCUGUGAAAGAUGGGCAUGUCUCCCUGAUGGAGUAUUGUGAAGAAAGACCUUCACUUCUAGGUAAUGUUGGGAUGGGUGCAAGACUGUGCACUUAUUAUAAAAAAUCAGUGUCCGGUGACCAAACUGCCUCCUCAUUGCACAGUGGAGACAACAGCCUGGGAAAUGUCCUUACUCUUGAUCCUACUGAUAGAUCACCUUUCCUUGGAGAUAUCACACCUGGUUGUAGCCAGUCUUCUCUUGAAACGAACUUGUAUAGAGCACCCUUAUUUCCCCACAAAUUGGCAUCAACUGACUAUUUAUUAGUUCGUUCUGCAAAGGGAAAACUUUCCCUUAGACGUAUUGACAGAAUAGAUGUUGUCGGACAACAGGAGCCUCACAUGGAAGUAAUUUCUCCGGGAUCAAAAGGCCUUCAGACAUAUAUUGGGAACAGGCUGUUAGUUUGUAUUUACCGUGAAUUCCGUGCCAAUGAAAAUCGUGGCUUGCUUCCUUGCAUCCGAGCAGAUGAAUUGUCUGCACAAUUUCCUAACCUGUCAGAACCUUUUCUCCGGAAGAGGUUGAAGCACUGUGCCGAUUUGCAGAGGAAAUCAAAUGGACAAUUGCUUUGGGUUAUGAAACGCAAUUUCCGCAUUCCUUUGGAGGAAGAAAUCAGAAGGAUGGUUACUCCAGAAAGUGAUUUUGAGACAAUGAAGGUGAUUGGGACUAGUCGUGAGACGAAUGGAAUCUAUUUGUUUGGAGGGAGCUCUCAUGGGGAAGAUAGUGAAGCUAGGAGGUCUUUUAUUUCUCAAUCUGUUGAUCAGGUUUGCACCUAUGAAAGCAUGCUAGCUGGUCUUCACAGGCUCAAACGUUUAGGAAUUAGUAGGUUGACACACCCUACUGGACUGUCUUCUGCAAUGAACCAGCUCCCAGAUGAAGCUAUUGCUCUAGCUGCUGCAUCACAUAUUGAGAGAGAACUUCAGAUAACUCCUUGGAAUCUGACUAGCAAUUUUGUUGCCUGUACAAGUCAGGAUCGAGAAAAUAUUGAGCGCCUUGAAAUUACUGGUGUUGGUGAUCCAUCUGGUCGGGGCUUAGGUUUUAGUUAUGUUCGAGUUACUCCCAAAGCACCUGUAUCAAGUGCUAUAGUAAAGAAAAAGGUAACUGCUGCUAGAGGAGGUUCAACUGCCACUGGAACAGAUUCUGAUCUUCGCAGGUUGAGCAUGGAGGCAGCUUGUGAGGUUCUCCUUAAGUUCAAUGUUCCUGAAGAACAGAUUGCAAAAAAAACAAGGUGGCAUCGAAUAGCUAUGAUACGCAAACUUUCAAGUGAGCAGGCUGCAUCAGGGGUUAAGGUUGAUCCAACAACCAUCAGCAAGUAUGCACGUGGACAGCGAAUGUCAUUUCUUCAACUUCAGCAGCAGACAAGAGAAAAAUGCCAGGAAAUUUGGGAUCGCCAAAUUCAGAGUCUUUCAGCUGCUGAUGGUGAUGAAAACGAGAGUGACUCUGAAGCAAAUAGUGACCUGGAUUCCUUUGCUAGUGACCUUGAAAAUUUGCUGGAUGCUGAAGAGUGUGAAGAAGGGGAAGAAAGUAAUUAUGAACCCAAACAUGAUAAAGAAGAUGGUGUUAGAGGACUUAAAAUGAGAAGACGCCCAUCGCAGGCUCAGGCAGAGGAGGAAAUUGAAGAUGAAGCUGCAGAAGCAACAGAGUUGUGUAGGAUGCUCAUGGAUGAUGAUGAAGCUGAGCGAAGGAAGAAGAAAAAGACAAAAGCAACAUGGCAAGAAGGAGGUUUGGGCUCUCAAUUAGGUUUUACUUCUGAAAAUGCAAAUCAAACCAAAAAAAGUUGUGGGGCCAAGCAGAUAAUUCGUACAGUCCAAUCUGAUGGAUCAUUUAUAUCCAAGGAGAACAUCACUCGUGGGCCAAUGGAGGUUGAAAAGAUGAAAUCAAAGAAAGGAAAUGGGAAGAAUGGUGUACUGAAAAGGAAAGCUAAAGUAGCAGGAGACGGAAUUAAGGUUAUUAAGGAAAAGAAACAUACAGCCAAACCAGUAAGAGAAAGUUUUGUAUGUGGAGCAUGUGGUCAGUCAGGGCACAUGAGGACCAACAAGAACUGCCCUAAGUAUGGAGAAGACUUGGAAAUACAGGUUGAUAACACAAGCCUGGAAAAAGUAUCAGGAAAAUCUACCAUUCUUGAUCCUUCUUCCCAGACCCAGCAAAAAGCAUCAGUGAAGAAACUAAAACAAAAGACUGUGUCAAAGGUUGCUACUGUAGCAACCUUGGAAAAUGCUGAUAAAUUGAUAUUAAAAGCAAAAUUCCCCUCACCGAACCUCAAAUGUGGUCCUGUUGACAAAUCUUCUGAGAAAGCACUACCUGGGAUUAUGCAGAGUUCUGAGAAACCCAUCACUUCUGAUGCUGAAACUGGGACUAAACUUAUUACAAAGAUAAGUAAGAUAAAAAUUUCCAACAAGAUGAAAAAUGAAGAUAUCCAGGUGGAACCUCAGAAGCCAUCCAUUGUGAUACAUCCACCAACAGAGGCAGAUAGAGAUCAACCUCGCAAGAAAAUCAUAAUUAAGCAAACAAAGACAGUUGCUAAUGUGGACCAGGUCAAACGGGAAGCUAGCUCUGGACUGGGUGAAGAACGUCGAAAGAAAAAAAAGAUGAUUGAAUUGUCAAGUUUUGAGAAACAUAGAGAGAAGGAGAGAAAGCAAUUGGCUGAAAAGGCAUCAAGGAGAAAAGCUGCAGAAGAGAGAAGAUUGUGGGAAGAGGAGGAAAAGAGGAGAUAUGCAGACAGGUUGAGAGAGGAGAAAACAAGGAAGCUUUAUGAGAAAAAGAAUAGGAUGCAGGAAGAACGAAGGUUAGCUGAGAUUAGAAGACAUGAAGAAGCCAGGCAAAGGGAGAUGGAAGAACAGGAAAGACAGAAAGCAAAGAAGAAGAAAAAGAAGAAAAAAACAGAGAUGAGGAAUGAAUAUUUAGAGGAGCAUAGAUCAAGUAGAAGUGAUCGAAGAAUGUUAGAGAGGGACCGUGCUGCCAAGAGGUGGCCUGUGAUUGAGUUGGGGAGGUAUGCCGCCGAAUAUGCCCCACAAACAAAGCGUCGUAGAGGAGGGGAGGUUGGGUUGGCAAACAUCUUGGAGAGCAUUGUAGAGGCCCUUAAAGGUCAAAUUGAUGUAUCCUAUCUGUUCCUAAAACCAGUAUCCAAGAAAGAAGCUCCUGACUACCUUGACAUCAUCGAGAAUCCAAUGGAUCUCUCCACCAUUAGGGAGAAGGUGAGGAGGAUGGAGUACAAGAAAAGGGAUGACUUCAGGCAUGAUGUGUGGCAAAUAAACUACAAUGCUCACAAGUACAACGAGGGGCGCAAUCCUGGUAUUCCUCCUCUUGCAGAUCAGCUCUUGGAACUCUGUGACUACUUGUUGGCUGAGAAGGAUGCCCUCUUGACUGAAGCUGAAGCUGAUAUUGCUUGAAAAGAUAAGUGGUCAUUCCUAAUUCAAAGCGCACCCAUUGGCCUACUGCAAGCCCAGACCGUCCCCAUUUUUUUUACUGGGCUUAAUGUGAAUACAUGGCUUAUGGGUUUGUGUAAUUUUAUUUAUAAAGGUAAUUUAAAAUUCUUGUGUCGAAAUGCUUUUUCUUAAAGUGUAUGUAUUUAUUUUGGUCUCUGUUUCAUUUACUUUUCACAGGGAAGGCUUUCACAUCUCCAUUCACUACCCGAUUGGAUGAGCCUUCUUAUAUAAUAUUAAUAUAUUCUUCUAUGAAAUGUAUAUUACCAACUAAACAUUGAUUGGUGGGUGAUGGAUCUUCCCUAGAUAAUGC